UCCUCAACCUGAACACCCAUCGUUUAUAAUCGCUUCGUCUACAUCCAUAAGUAGCUUUUUUGGCAUAUAUCUUCUCAGGCACGAGGGCACGCUAGUUUAGCAGGACUUUGCACACAUCGCCCUCUCUUCCCAGGGGAUUUUGCAUAGAUAAUUUUGCUUCCGGAUUUUUUUUUAAUUCUCAUAAUGUUCUCUUCACUUCCUUGUGCUUAGCGAAUAGAGGAACUGACCACAUUGAAACUAGACUGAUCAUAGAGAGAUUUUUCCUCAAUACUGUAUUAUUGAUUUAUUUCUAUCAUGAGAAUUCGUUUGAUUGCAGCAGGUGGUUAUCGAAGCGGUCAUUGAAAUUCCUCUCCAAACUUGGUGUGUGGCCGGACGCAGAGAUGGCGGGUCGUGCUCAUCAGGGAGACCUGACCGAGUACAAGAAGAGCCUCAUCAAGCGGGACUUGGAGAUGGGGAUAGUGAUGACGGUGUACAGGCAGAGGAUUGAGAGACUCACGGUGCAGGUCAUUAUGGAGACGCGGCAGGUGGCCUGGUCACGCACCGCCAACAAGACUGAAGGAGUGUUGGACAUUUUUGAAAUCCGGGAAGUACGACCAGGAAAAAACUCCAAAGAAUUUGAUCGCUUCAAGGACCACAAAGAUAGAAAUACAGACCCAAACACAUGCUUUACCAUAUUCUACGGCUCUCAGUUUGUUCUCAACACUCUCAGUCUGGGAGCUGAUUCGGUGGAAGAUGCAGAAAAAUGGCUGACAGGAUUGGAGUUACUCAGAGAUGAGACACUGGCAGCUCACACACCAGAGAUUAUAGAGAGUUGGCUGAGGAAACAGAUGUAUUCAGUUGAUCAGACGAAGAAAAACAGCAUCACCAUGAAAGAGCUGAAGUCCCUUUUGCCACAGAUGAACUUUAAAGUACCUUGUGGACGCUUUUUGAAGGACAAAUUUGCGGCAUUGGGAGCAAAGAAGGAGGUCCUGGAUUUUGAGCAAUUUCACAAAUUUUACAAUUCUUUGAUAUUUGAGAACCAAAAGUCGAUUUUAGAUGAGUUUAAAAAGGAGACGUGUGCUUUCAUCCUGGGUAAUGGUGAUCAGCCUAUUCAACUCAGUGAUUUCCAAAGGUUCCUUUUAUAUCAGCAAAGAGAGACUUGGGCUAACAAUCUGAAUCAAGUCCGAGAGUUAAUGACCAUCUUCAUCGACGACACCAUGAGGGAAACCAAUGAUCCUGCAUUUAUCCUUGAAGAGUUCCUCAGUUUUCUCUUCUCCAAAGAAAACCAAAUUUGGGAUGACAAGUUUUCCGAGAUUUGCCCACUGGACAUGAACAAUCCUCUGUCUCACUACUGGAUCAACUCGUCUCACAACACAUAUUUAACUGGAGAUCAGCUGCGUAGUGAGUCUUCAACAGAAGCGUAUGUGCGCUGUCUGAGGCUGGGCUGUCGCUGUGUUGAAUUGGACUGCUGGAAUGGUCCAGAGGAACCUAUUAUAUAUCACGGCUGGACCAGAACCUCCAAGAUAAAGUUUAAAGAUGUGGUGAAGGCCAUCAAUGAUCACGCUUUCGCAACAUCUGAGUAUCCUGUGGUGCUGUCCAUAGAAGAACACUGUGACGUCAAGCAACAGAAAAUGAUGGCUCAGGUGUUCAAAGAUGUUUUCCAGGACAAAAUCCUGAUGGAACCUCUGGAACCAGAAGCAGAACAACUGCCAUCACCAACCCAGCUCAAGGGCAAGAUCAUCAUUAAGCACAAAAAACUGAACAUCGAUCAGACCUUUGGCAGAAAGGACCUUCGAAAAGGAGAUAAGCAAGGAGAGCUCUUCAUCUGGGAUCCAAUAGAUGAGAGGUGGUACAGGCACUACUGUGUGAUUGAGAAUAAAACGCUCUAUUAUGCGGAGGAGAAUGAUGAAGAGGAAGAAAAGUCGGUCCAGUCUUGCACGGAGCUUCAUCAGUCUGAGCCGUGGUUUCAUGGCCGGAUGUCCGAGGGCCGAAUGACUGCAGAAAGACUGCUGCAGGAAUACUGUGCUGAAUCGGGUGGAGUUGAUGGAACAUUUCUGGUUCGGGAGAGUGACACCUUCGUAAAUGAUUGCACACUUUCAUUCUGGCGCAGUGGACGAGUUCAGCAUUGUCGAAUCCGUUCCUGCUUGGAAGGAGGACACACAGUUUAUUUCCUGACAGAAAACCUGCACUUCCCCAGCGUGUAUGCUCUCAUCUAUUAUUACAGAGACAACCUGCUCCGCUGUCAGGAUUUCAACCUGCGCCUCACUGAAUAUGUGCCUAAACCAGACACGCACCAGUUGGAAGGGUGGUUUUACAGUAACUUGAGUCGGGGUGAGGCGGAGGACUAUCUAAUGCGGAUCCCUCGAGACGGAGCCUUCCUCAUCAGACAGAGAGAGGAUUCAGACUCGUAUGCCAUCACAUUCAGAGGCGAAGGCUUGGUGAAGCACUGCCGGAUACACAAAGACGGCUCUAUGUACAUUCUGGGCACUUCUAGUGAGUUUGACAGCCUGGUGGAACUAGUGGACUAUUUCCGAAAGAAGCCGCUGUAUCGAAAAACAAAACUGCGCUAUCCUGUUACACCAGAACUAGUAGAGCGCUUCAGUUCGAUAAACAAAACAGGUUCGCUGUAUGACUCUAAGCAGUAUGUUGAGGCUAACGAGAUCGAGCCGUCUCUGCCCCAGAACACAGUGAAGGCUCUUUAUGACUACAGGGCAAUGCGUCCUGAUGAGCUCACCUUUUCAAAAGGUGUUUUGAUCCAUAAUGUGACCAGGGACACAAAUGGAUGGUGGAAAGGAGACUAUGGUGGAAAACUCCAGCACUAUUUCCCUUCAAAUUACGUAGAAGAAGUCCAAUCUGAUGCCAAUUACCAGCCCGAAGAGGAAAAUCCAUUAGGUGAAUUGUGUAAAGGCACAGUGGACAUCUCAAAGUGCACUGUUGUUCGCUCUGCCAAACAUGGCAAACAAGUGGUGGUAACUCUGCAGUAUAAGGAGGAUAAAGAGAACAUGAUGCCAUUUGAUUUGGCCACCGAGACCACUGAAGAGCUGUACGAGUGGUAUCAGGUGGCCUGGGACAUUACGCAGAGAGAGGAAAACCUAGUGUUUGAGAAAGAAAAAACGAAGGAAGUGGAGACCAGAGAUGAAGUGGCCAGUGAGAUGUCAGAACUGGUUGUUUACUGCCAGCCACGCAGCAAAGAAAAGGACGGCUUUGAUAAUUAUACCUACAAAGAAGUCCGCUCCUUCGUAGAGAAUAAGACGCCCUCCAGAAACAAGCUGACUCAGUUCAUGUUGUAUAACCGCAAGGCUUUGAGCCGCAUCUAUCCUAAAGGCCAGCGGGUGGAUUCCUCCAACUAUGACCCGUAUCCGCUGUGGAUGUGUGGCUGUCACAUGGUAGCGCUCAACUUCCAGACGGCUGAUAAGUACACUCAGCUGAACAGCGCCCUCUUCAGUCUAAAUGGAAGCACAGGAUAUGUACUGCAACCUGAGCUGAUGCGCAGAGAUUCAUAUGACCCUCAACAGGAGAGGAAGAACAUCAAAUAUACUAUCGGAAUCAGAGUGAUUGGAGCACGGCAUCUUCCCAAACCAGGACGAAGUAUUGCCAGCCCCUUUGUGGAGAUUGAGCUGUGUGGUCAAACAGAUGAGAGCAAAUUCAAGACUACCGUUUGCCAUGACAAUGGGCUGAACCCUAUAUGGCAGCCUUCAGAGAUGUUUGUUUUCAGCGUGUAUGAGCCGGACCUCACCUUUCUACGCUUUGUGGUCUUUGAAGAGGACAUGUUCUCUGACCCAAAUUUCCUUGCCCAGGCUACAUUCCCAGUGAAAGGUGUCCGCUCAGGCUACAGAUCGGUUCCUUUAAAGAAUGGCUUCAGUGAAAAUCUGGAGCUGGCAUCUCUACUGGUCUGUGUUGAUGUACAGCAGGUGGAGAAAGCACAGGAGGAACUUUACUCCUCCUCGAAACAGUUGCAAAAGAAGCAGGCGGAGAUGAGCAGCGAGUUCUGCCUUUACGACACUCACUCCAACCUGCGCUCCAGUGGCCCUCAACGCCGCGAAGACCUCUCGCAGUUCACUUACUCUGAAAAAAAGAUAAAUAAACCACAGCAAAAGAUAAACAACAGCAAGUUCUACUCGUGAGGGAAACGGGCGCCUCUAAGUCUAGUUCCCUCUCAAACUGCAUUGAACAUUUUUAAGGGUCUCUUCCUCUUGAUUCUGCUGCUCUAGUACUACUGGUUCCCCAACAGGCCACAAAGACAGGAAGUUGCAGUUUUUCACUUCUGUGGUCACAAAGGACCAAAUUGGAGAGAGCGUUUGAGAAAUGCUCAUCAGA
This is a messenger RNA of Danio rerio (zebrafish), 4296 nucleotides long. RefSeq names its product phospholipase C, gamma 2 (gene plcg2). Gene Ontology annotation, molecular function: hydrolase activity; lipase activity; phosphoric diester hydrolase activity. Gene Ontology annotation, cellular component: plasma membrane; ruffle membrane; membrane raft. Gene Ontology annotation, biological process: positive regulation of gene expression; positive regulation of epithelial cell migration; lipid metabolic process. The record is from RefSeq and is marked provisional. NCBI's taxonomy places the organism in Eukaryota, Metazoa, Chordata, Actinopteri, Cypriniformes, Danionidae.